Arxiozyma heterogenica is the source of this 273-nucleotide messenger RNA. RefSeq lists its product as uncharacterized. The record is from RefSeq and is a predicted model, not a curated record. The coding region runs from base 1 to 273 and encodes 90 amino acids. The transcript has a single exon. NCBI's taxonomy places the organism in Eukaryota, Fungi, Ascomycota, Saccharomycetes, Saccharomycetales, Saccharomycetaceae.
AUGAAUAGAGAAGCAUUGAAAUUAAAAAUUCCUGAUAUGAGAUUCAAUCAUAUCUUUAGUAUGUCAUUACAAAAAGAAAUGAAAAAACAAAAUAAAGAGAGAGUUAACACUUACGUGUUAGGUAAAGUUAUUUUUAAGGAUAUUAUAAUUAUUCCAUUUCUACAAAGCUUCUUAUGGACAAGUACUUUAAUAAUACUCAGGGGUCCAUUGAAAAAUUUUUUUAGAAAUGUCAGAGUACUAUUUUUUCCAUCUAGAAGAAGGUCUGUAUUAUAA